Molecule: messenger RNA, 1476 nt
Organism: Pelecanus crispus (Dalmatian pelican)
Lineage: Eukaryota; Metazoa; Chordata; Aves; Pelecaniformes; Pelecanidae
Source: RefSeq, a predicted model, not a curated record
GAUGAAUCAACAGGAGAGAUCACCUUCUACAUGAAGGGGGCUGAUGUGGUGAUGGCUGGGAUCGUGCAGUACAACGACUGGCUGGAAGAGGAGUGUGGUAACAUGGCUCGGGAAGGCCUGAGGGUUCUUGUCGUAGCCAAGAAGUCUCUGACGGAAGAGCAGUAUCAAGACUUUGAAGCACGCUACAUCCAGGCGAAGCUAAGCGUGCACGACCGCUCCCUGAAGGUAGCCACAGUCAUCGAGAGCCUAGAAAUGGAGAUGGAGCUGCUGUGUCUCACCGGCGUGGAGGAUCAGCUGCAGACAGAUGUCAGACCCACUCUGGAGACGCUGCGAAACGCUGGCAUUAAGGUGUGGAUGCUGACAGGGGAUAAGUUAGAGACAGCCACGUGUACAGCCAAGAACGCACAUUUGGUGACACGGACACAGGACAUCCAUAUAUUCAGACUAGUGACUAACCGUGGAGAAGCCCAUCUAGAGCUGAACGCCUUCCGCCGGAAACACGACUGCGCUCUUGUUAUUUCUGGCGACUCGCUGGAGGUGUGUCUGAAAUACUAUGAGUAUGAGUUCAUGGAGCUGGCCUGCCAGUGCCCUGCCGUUGUGUGCUGCAGAUGUGCUCCGACACAGAAGGCCCAAAUCGUGCGAUUGCUCCAAGAAAGGACCGGCAAACUCACCUGUGCAGUAGGUGAUGGAGGCAAUGAUGUUAGCAUGAUUCAGGAGGCUGACUGUGGUGUUGGAGUUGAAGGAAAGGAAGGAAAACAGGCAUCACUUGCAGCAGAUUUCUCUAUCACUCAGUUUAAACAUUUGGGUCGUUUACUAAUGGUGCACGGAAGGAACAGUUACAAACGGUCUGCAGCUCUCAGUCAGUUUGUAAUCCACAGGAGCUUGUGCAUCAGUACAAUGCAGGCUGUUUUCUCAUCAGUAUUUUACUUUGCUUCAGUUCCUCUCUACCAAGGCUUUCUCAUCAUUGGGUACUCCACAAUUUACACAAUGUUUCCAGUGUUUUCUCUAGUCCUGGACAAGGAUGUUAAAUCUGAAGUUGCAAUGUUGUACCCGGAGCUCUACAAAGAUCUUCUUAAGGGACGACCAUUAUCAUACAAAACAUUUUUAAUAUGGGUCUUAAUAAGCAUCUAUCAAGGUAGCAUCAUCAUGUAUGGAGCACUCCUCCUCUUUGAAUCUGAAUUUGUCCACAUUGUCGCCAUUUCCUUCACGUCCUUGAUUCUUACUGAGUUAUUGAUGGUGGCGUUGACGAUCCAGACGUGGCACUGGCUCAUGAUAGUAGCUGAGCUGCUUAGUCUCUCCUGCUACAUAGCUUCUCUGGUCUUCUUACAUGAGUUUAUUGAUGUUUACUUCAUUGCAACUUUGUCGUUCUUGUGGAAAGUCACUGUCAUCACUCUGGUGAGCUGCCUUCCUCUCUACGUCCUGAAGUACCUGAGACGAAGGUUUUCUCCCCCAAGCUAUUCAAAGCUCACGUCCUAG